UAUCAAUUCAAUAUGCUACGUCCAACAACCUGCCAAAAAAAAGCAAAGAAGGCUUAUGAAGCGAAAGCGCAUAAGUAUAAUAUCAAUGCUAAUAACUCUGAAGCAGAAAACUCUGAUAAUACUGACAAUAUUUCUGUUUAUGAUGAGGCGGCUGAGAAUGACAAUGCUGCAAGCAUUAUAAAACAACUUCAAGAAGCACCAUUUGAAAAUGAUAACGCUGAAAAUAUUGCAAAAAAACUUCAAGAUGCAGUAAAUAAAUAUUACCAGGAAUGUGAUUCUAGCCAACCUCGUAGACUUCGCUAUCUAGGAAACUCAGUCUGCACUAAAAGAAGAAAAAGACAACAACAGUGUGAAGCAGCAAAAGGAACCCCUCCACUACAUACUUUUUGGAACCAAGAAAAAUCUCAUCAAGAAGCUGGUGAAGUAGAAUCAUAUGAUAAACAGUUAGAAGGCAAAGGUCAAUUGGAGAAAGUCGAUGAGGAAGUCGAUAAAGAAGUUGAUGAGAAAGAUGCUAGAGAACUUUUAGAAGAUGAAAUUGAAAUCGAUAAUUAG
Molecule: messenger RNA, 552 nt
Organism: Racocetra fulgida
Lineage: Eukaryota; Fungi; Glomeromycota; Glomeromycetes; Diversisporales; Gigasporaceae
Source: the annotation of a GenBank genome assembly